Acromyrmex echinatior (Panamanian leafcutter ant) is the source of this 522-nucleotide messenger RNA. RefSeq lists its product as uncharacterized. Lineage: Eukaryota; Metazoa; Arthropoda; Insecta; Hymenoptera; Formicidae. The record is from RefSeq and is a predicted model, not a curated record.
AUGAGAGGUUUAAUAUCGAAACGCAGUCUAAGGUUAUCCUUAGCAAAGAUCGCUAACCAGAAUAACCACGUACCGAACAUCGAAUGCGAUAAUACUUUGGCAGUGUCUGCGAGACAGGAAAGGCCAAGAGAUCCGCUUACUAUAGUGUACAUCAAUUCUGAGUUGUAUUUGCAGAAUACAGGUGCACGAUCGGCAGUAGCAAAGGUCAAUGAAGGGGCAAAGAUCUUAGUAGAUCUUUUUUAUCGCCUAUCAUUGUCGAGAAGAGCGCAGAUUAAACCUGCCUUUAACCUUUUGGCGAAGGCAACAGUAGAUGCUAUCCCGGCGGAUAGUUUGCUAUUCGGCACUUCGUUUAGCAAGGAAAUGAAGAAGGCGUCAGCCAUGGAGAAAUCUUCAAAGGAUAUCAUUAAGAUGCCUCUGGUAGUAUCCAAAAAGGUAUUGCAGCCAAUUAAACAACCAGAUCAAGUAGCUCCCUCUAAGGUGGGAAAUCUCGCGCCCCUGCACCGAGAACAAGACCAGCGAUAG